Ostrinia furnacalis (Asian corn borer) is the source of this 481-nucleotide messenger RNA. Its product is annotated as EP300-interacting inhibitor of differentiation 3-like. The record is from RefSeq and is a predicted model, not a curated record. Gene Ontology annotation, biological process: DNA repair. The transcript has 2 exons. NCBI's taxonomy places the organism in Eukaryota, Metazoa, Arthropoda, Insecta, Lepidoptera, Crambidae. Gene Ontology annotation, cellular component: Smc5-Smc6 complex; nucleus. Bases 12 to 224 code for a protein of 70 amino acids.
AUGGUUCAGAAAUGUUCAGACUUGGGAACCGGUUCAUCAUCAAGAGCUACCGGGCCGGCGGCUCGAAGCCUCUGAGCUACUUCCACCUGGUGCUGGACCCGGCCAGCUUCAGCCGGACCGUGGAGAACGUCUACCACCUGUCCUUCCUGGCGCGCGACGGGAUGCUGGCUUUGGAGAAAGGUGAGGCUGAUCUUGACCAACAGAUGGCGCUGUUCCCUACUUAGUACGGCGCGCUGCCCCGCGCCAACAAUCCUGCAUCGCGGUGACGAAGUUUUUUACCCUGCAAAGUAUAGCACUACUAUGCCAGCUUUUCCGUCUUGGGUCACACCACGCGCGAGGAAUGGAUGUCACAAUCCACAUGGCUGAUCAACGACCGCAGAGAGCUGCACCUAAAGUUAAACAAGUAAACGUAUACCACCUGUCCUUCCUGGUACGGGACAGAAUGCUAGCUUUAGAGAAAGGUGAGUCAUCGUCAGCAUUU